Molecule: messenger RNA, 3721 nt
Organism: Pyrgilauda ruficollis (rufous-necked snowfinch)
Lineage: Eukaryota; Metazoa; Chordata; Aves; Passeriformes; Passeridae
Gene: MAPKAPK3
Product: MAPK activated protein kinase 3
Exons: 11
Coding region: 471-1631 (386 amino acids)
Biological process (GO): intracellular signal transduction; response to cytokine; peptidyl-serine phosphorylation
Cellular component (GO): cytoplasm; nucleus
Molecular function (GO): ATP binding; calcium/calmodulin-dependent protein kinase activity; calcium-dependent protein serine/threonine kinase activity
Source: RefSeq, a predicted model, not a curated record
UGGAGCUGCCCCCGCCCGGCUCCCGCCGCCGCCGCCACCCCCCGCUCUCCCGGCUUCGCCUCAGGGCUUUCCCGCCCUCCGCCGCCGCCUCAGCGCGGGGGGCUGAGCCAGCGGCCCCUCUGCUCGUGGAAACGGGGCUGCUGGCACCGGGACCCGCCCCGGGGAUCCCCUCAAGUCCCCAGCGGGACCCUCUCGGCUUUGGGAGCCACGCCAUGGCAUCUCCACGGACUUCAGUUUUUGGGAGGUUUGGCGGUCCCUGACCCUAGCAUGUGGACCCAGGCAAUUAAAGCACAGUCCCAGGGUUCGGUGCGUGGCCAGGCAGUGCCACUCUGGGGUUCAGUCCAGGACUAAAUGGCGAGCAAAUGGACCGCUUGAAGCACUGGGUUUGAUUGCUUAAGAGAAGGGGCUCUGCUGAGGAUACCCCACAGGAAUCUGUUGGGUAUCUCUGUCAUCCCAGACUCUUCCCUGAUAUGGAACAAAGUGAAGGUGAACAGGAAUCCCAGGCAGAGAGUGAUGUGGAGAGCAAGAGCAGCGUGAAAUCCUUGCCUGGGGGAACAGCCCAUGUCAAACUAGAGAUAAAAAAACAUGCAGUUACAGAUGACUACAAACUCUCCAAGCGUGUGCUAGGGUUAGGAAUCAAUGGCAAAGUACUGGAAUGUUUCAACAAGGAGACAGGCCAGAAAUGUGCUUUGAAGCUCCUGUACGACAACCCCAAGGCCCGUCAGGAAGUCGAGUAUCACUGGCGAGCCUCGGGGUGUCCUCACAUUGUCCAUGUCCUGGAUGUGUAUGAGAACAUCCAUAAUGGAAAGAGAUGCCUGCUCAUUGUCAUGGAAUGCAUGGAAGGAGGAGAGCUGUUUAGCAGGAUCCAGGAGAGAGGAGACCAAGCUUUCACUGAGAGAGAGGCCUCUGAAAUAAUGAGAGACAUUGGGACAGCCAUCCAGUACCUGCACUCCAUGAACAUUGCACACAGAGACGUCAAGCCUGAAAACCUGCUUUACACAUCUAAAGACAAAGAUACUGUGCUCAAACUCACAGACUUCGGCUUUGCCAAAGAAACCACUGUAAAUGCACUGCAGACCCCCUGUUACACUCCUUAUUAUGUGGCCCCAGAAGUCCUUGGUCCUGAGAAGUAUGACAAAUCAUGUGACAUGUGGUCAUUGGGUGUCAUCACAUAUAUUCUCCUGUGUGGGUUCCCUCCAUUCUAUUCCAACACCGGUCAAGCCAUUUCUCCAGGGAUGAAGAGAAGAAUUCGGAUGGGGCAAUAUGGAUUUCCCAAUCCAGAGUGGGCUGAAGUAUCAGAGGAAGCCAAACAACUCAUUCGCCAUUUACUGAAGACUGACCCAACAGAGAGGAUGACAGUCUCUCAGUUUAUGAAUCACCCUUGGAUUAAUAGAUCAAUGUCAGUGCCACCUACUCCUCUUCACACUGCACGGGUCCUGCAAGAGGAUAAAGACCACUGGGAUGAAGUUAAAGAGGAGAUGACCAGUGCUCUGGCUACCAUGAGGGUGGACUAUGAUCAGGUGAAAAUCAAAGACUUGAAAACGUCCAACAACCGCCUCCUGAACAAGCGGCGCAAGAAGCAGAAGCAGGCGGGCGCCUCCUCUGCGGCCCCGGGCUGCAACAACCAGUGAGGGCAGAAGCCAGAGGGACCUGUGGGUGGAGGGUAAAAGUUAAACAGAGCAAUUUAAAAUCAUGUGAUCGCCUCAGUCCACACCACAAAGGCAAUGAGACCGUCAAGAUGCUAUCCUGCAAAGAGGGAGCAGUGUGAUAAUGUUUUGAUAACUUGAAUCACUUUUGAAGACUAAUGGAUCUGACAUGAUUCUGUUGCAUAUUGCAAGGGAAGGUACAGUAAUGCCAGAAAUGUUACAGGUUUUUGGUUUGGCUUUAGCUGUGUAGGACAAGAAGAGAGAACAGGAGGCAGUCUCAGCACAUUAAUGCACUGAGGCUUUAACAGCCAUCUACAAGAGUAACUUCUGCUGCUGUUUUAAACUGGGGAAUAGGAAAGUGCCAAGUGUUCUGCUAAGAGUGUUUUAGUAGUUUAGUAGAAUUGGUAAUAGUCUGUAUUUCCCAACUUACCUCCUAUAGUUACAGAAUAUCACCUAAACUGUAAACAGAUAUUCUUGUUACAGGAAAAAAAGCAUCCAUACAUUUCCAUUUCCAUAAAGUCUUCUGUGUAGCCUCAUGUGACAAUUUGAGUUCGUCAUGGAUUCCCAUUUGAUAACAUGUAAAUUUUCUGAGCUGUAGCCACUGUGUUGUAUCUUUGCCACUGUCAGACCCCUCUCCUGUAAUGUUUUCAAUUUAACUGGUACUUUAUGUGAAGAGUUUCAGUCAGGAUUUAAGUAGUUGAAAGUAUCCUGCAGAGAAUAUUGCUGUUCCCCUUGGAUCCAGAACAUCCAGGGUGUGCAGCUGGACAUGCGAGGGAUUGCUUUAGAAGAGAGACUUCUGAAAUUCGGGGGAAAAGUGGCAAAUGCAUGUUCUCUGAAUGGACCUUGGAAUCUACCAGCAUCCUUUCUGGUAAUUAUCUCCAGAUCCUGUGCUUAAGAUGUGCUGAUCACAGCAAAUUGUGGGGUGUUGGGGUUGGUUUGUUUCCUGGGGUCAGGAGUGGGGAGGAUGAUACUUUAUUUGUGGUGAUUUAGUGGUGUUUCAGGAUCCAAAGAUUUUCGCUGCUGAAGGAAGAUUACUUUCAAGCACAUCCACCCAUUGUUUUUUUCCUAUUUUAAUUCUUGUAAUUUAAUGGGAACCUGACCUUGGUUUGCUGGUAUGUUUUCUUUUGUGAUCAAAAUAUUUUCUCUCACUGUAUUUUGGGGUUUGGCUUUAUUUUUAGUUUAGGUGAAGCAAAUAUUUGUGAAAGUGUUAUCAGAGUCUGGGAUGAAUAUGAUGUGCUUCCAGUCAGGCAGGCAAAUACACCUUUGAGGUAGGCACACAGUACUGGUGUGUUAAUAGGCUUGCAAGAGUGUAAAAAAACAAAAAGGAAAACAGGGCUCCAGAGUGUAUCUGAAUUGUCAGAUCAGAGUCACACACAGCAAAGCUCAGCUCAAGGCUUUGGACCUUGUCUGGGGAGCCCAGUUCCCAUCUUCAGUGCUGAGUGAGACCUCAAUUCUCCUUUGUGAACUGGUCCUAGGGUUUUGUAACAUGAUUUAUUAAAAUCAGUUUUUAGCAUUCCUUCCUUCUGUCAUCCCUGUUUUUGUUGAGUUGUUGCAGAGUUUGCAUUGCUUUGCAAGAUACAUUGUGUUGAAGGUGACAGGGAAGGGGAGAAGGAAAGUGUUCCAUGAUGUCCACAUUUAAAGGCUGCCCAACUUUGAACAUUUUAUAAGAUCACAACGUUUUGGUAUUAAAUAUCCAUCUCUGUAAAGUUGUGUUUUAAAAUUAAUUCAUGUUUCAGGUAUCUGUGAUUAUAGCAUGUCCUGUAUGUUUUUGUUUUGCCAUAUUACUCCAAUGAAUUAUGCAAAUAAUUCACUACUGGCAAAAGAGUUGUGAUGUGUUCAGGAUGCAACAGUUGGAAUUAGGGCCAGGUCCAAGUUUCUGUCCCUUUAUCUAAUUAUUUUGAGGGAGGUGUGUACAUGAUUGCUGCCAUUCCAUCUCUGUGCCCCUUUGGGGUGAUGGAUGUUCCCAGGGCAAGCAGUGUGUAGUGCACUGUCCUGUCUGUCUCAGGGGCAGUGCCACUGAAACUUGCAAAUCAACUUUUUUUCCUCUGCCUUGGCCAAGGUUUGAGCAGGAGCUC